This is a messenger RNA of Podarcis raffonei (Aeolian wall lizard), 1059 nucleotides long. RefSeq names its product stathmin 4 (gene STMN4). Gene Ontology annotation, biological process: microtubule depolymerization; regulation of microtubule polymerization or depolymerization; neuron projection development. Gene Ontology annotation, molecular function: tubulin binding. The record is from RefSeq and is a predicted model, not a curated record. The transcript is spliced from 6 exons. Lineage: Eukaryota; Metazoa; Chordata; Lepidosauria; Squamata; Lacertidae. Gene Ontology annotation, cellular component: cytoplasm; neuron projection. The coding region runs from base 186 to 755 and encodes 189 amino acids.
UGAGAGCUUGGCAGCCUGGCGGAUGCUAAGUGGAUCUUUUAGCAUCUUUUCCUGGAAGGAAGCGAGUGAGAGGCUGGGAGCGGCUGGACCAGGUGUCGAUCUGGCAAGGGGCUUGCAAGCAGGACACGAUCUUUGCCUACUCGGAUACGCGCUCGGACAGCACGAGGCCCAGAACACCAGGCACCAUGACGCUGGCAGCCUACAAAGAAAAAAUGAAGGAGCUCCCUUUAGUGUCUCUCUUCUGUUCCUGCUUCCUCUCAGACCCCUUAAACAAACCAUCUUAUAAAUACGAAGUGGACACCGUAGACCUCACUUGGUGUGUCAUUUCUGACAUGGAGGUCAUCGAGCUCAACAAGCGCACCUCCGGCCAGUCCUUUGAGGUCAUCCUGAAGCCACCCUCCUUUGACGGGAUCCCAGAAUUCAAUGCCUCUCUGCCCCGGCGGCGAGACCCCUCCCUGGAAGAGAUCCAGAAGAAGCUGGAAGCGGCUGAGGAGAGACGCAAGUACCAGGAAGCAGAGCUGCUGAAGCACCUGGCGGGGAAGCGAGAGCAUGAGAGAGAGGUCAUUCAGAAAGCCAUCGAGGAGAACAACAACUUCAUCAAGACGGCCAAGGAGAGGCUGAUGCAGAAGAUGGAGUCCAACAAGGAGAACCGGGAGGCACAUCUAGCUGCUAUGUUGGAACGCUUGCAGGAGAAGGACAAGCAUGCUGAGGAGGUCCGGAAGAACAAGGAGCUGAAAGAAGAAGCCUCAAGGUAAAGGCGCCCCACUCCCCGCUGGGGCGGGCACAUGACACUUUGGACUGACAGCUCCAAAAGAAGAAGAAGAAGAAGAUGAUGAUUGUGAUGAUGGCAGGCGGCUGACGUGGCAGUGGUGGUGGCGAUGGCGGCAGCGGCGGCUGCCUCCAAGUGCAACGUGUUGACUGACGGAUCGGGACUGUCCUCUGCUUUCGUUGUUUGUGAAUGUGAAGAAUUGGUUGGUGACAGCAUCUCGUGUGUUUGAGGGAGGGAGGGGGAACCGCAAGGGGAAGGAAGAGCUGGGAGGAAGAGCUGGAUGUAUUUGG